AUGGAAGCCGCUGAGGAAAUUCCAGGGCCCACAGGACCCUCAAGGCAAGACAGUACCAUGUCCAACAGUACCAAGCGGAAGCAUUAUGGAUUCCUGCCAGGCGAGUCUGUGAGAAUCCUCCGUCAGUGGCUCUAUGACCACAGGUUUGCUGCCUACCCAUCAGAAGCUGAGAAAAGAAUGCUGUCUCAACAAACCAAUCUGUCUUUGCAUCAGGUCUCAAAUUGGUUUAUGAAUGCUCGCAGACGCAUUCUGCCAAAAAUGCUUCAACAGGAUGGACACGACCCCAACGGCCAAAUUGGCAGGGCCACCAAUGUGAUGUUACAGCUGACAGCUGAUCCAUUUGCCCAAGCCUCCCUGGUGCCCAACGCUCCACCCCAGAUAAAAGAGCUCUCUCUAAUCCCCCUGCCAGAGGGUCAGGAAACAGAAAGAAAGCUGUUUGAUCCAGAGGCAUUGAUUGCAAGCCAGAGGCUCACCCUGAGGGCCCAGCAGAAGAAACAGCUUAACAGUCCCAGCAAUCAGUCCCCGUCUGUUCCAGAGCCCAGGCCAGCCAUGGAGUGUGAGGACUUCAGCAGCUUGCAGCUAUUGGUUGAUGUAGCUGUGCAAAGGGCUGCAGAGCUGGAGCUGCAGAAGCAACAAAACCCCAAUCUGUAA
Messenger RNA from Ochotona curzoniae (black-lipped pika), 651 nucleotides. RefSeq names its product TGFB induced factor homeobox 2 like X-linked (gene TGIF2LX). Gene Ontology annotation, molecular function: DNA-binding transcription factor activity, RNA polymerase II-specific; RNA polymerase II cis-regulatory region sequence-specific DNA binding. Gene Ontology annotation, biological process: regulation of transcription by RNA polymerase II. The coding region runs from base 1 to 651 and encodes 216 amino acids. The transcript has a single exon. Lineage: Eukaryota; Metazoa; Chordata; Mammalia; Lagomorpha; Ochotonidae. The record is from RefSeq and is a predicted model, not a curated record.